Protopolystoma xenopodis is the source of this 474-nucleotide messenger RNA. NCBI's taxonomy places the organism in Eukaryota, Metazoa, Platyhelminthes, Monogenea, Polystomatidea, Polystomatidae. The record is from the annotation of a GenBank genome assembly.
CUGGAUUAUGCUCAUCACUUCUUUACUGAAGUUAAUUUUUGUCACUCCUCCGGCUUUGGUGCAUACUCCGCUCACACUUCACGUCGACAGGGUCCACCAGGAACCGGCAAGACUCUAUUAGCCAAGGCAACGGCGGGCGAGGCCAACGUCCCCUUCCUCUCGAUUUCUGGCUCAGAGUUUCUGGAGAUGUUUGUUGGCAUCGGGCCGAAACGUGUACGCGAGAUGUUUGCCCAGGCGCGUCAAAAUGCACCUUGCAUCCUUUUUAUAGAUGAGAUCGACGCAAUUGGCGGUGCACGUGGUGGUACCUCGAUCGGUGGUCACUCCGAACGCGAAAAUACUCUUAAUCAGCUUCUGGUCGAGAUGGAUGGUAGGCUCUUUGUGCCAUUCGGCAUUCGUGAUUAUUCAUAUCCACCAUUUCUCAUCCUGGAAUACAUUUCAUCUGAAGAUCUUCAUAAAUACGCUUGUAUAUACUAA